GGCCCUAAAAGACCUACUAGGCCCAGGAUUCAACAAAAACGCCCUACAAAUACUUCGACCCUAGAAGAGGCAAGAAAAAAAACUUGAAAUACCUCCAACUCCAAGAACACAACCACUCAAAAGGGUUGAAAGAGAGAAAAGGGUUUAAAAAGUAGUGAAGUGAUCAAUGUCUACAGAGGAAGAGAGUGCGGUGAAGGAGCCUUUGGAUCUCAUUAGGCUCAGCCUCGACGAGCGUAUCUAUGUCAAACUCCGUUCCGACAGAGAGCUUCGUGGCAAACUUCACGCUUAUGAUCAGCAUCUUAAUAUGAUUCUUGGCGAUGUUGAAGAAAUCAUUACUACAGUGGAAAUCGAUGAUGAGACAUACGAAGAAAUUGUGAGGACUACAAAGCGGACAGUUCCUUUCCUGUUUGUCAGGGGAGAUGGGGUGAUAUUGGUUUCCCCGCCAUUGAGGACCGCAUGACUGGACUGAUGAACUAUGUGAUCAUUUCAAUAACAAGUGUCACUGUUUAUGAAAUUGUAUAACUUUAAGUAGUGAUCUCAUUUCAUAUGAUUAGGUUAGUUACUCAAUUGGCCUCGUGUGCUAGAGAUUUCUGUUAGACAGUCAAUUUUCAAUUAUCUUUGUAACAUGAGAGAAUCAUGGCAUGCACAUAAACAAGGAUUUUUGCUGCAAUGUGGAGCUGACAUUAUAUAUUAGUGGCUCCAUAAAAAGUGUUGGUCAUGAUUCCUGAUUUGAUGCCUUCAUGUGUUUUACUAUUAGUUCCCAUUGAAGAUAUGCGAACUGGGCACGUUUGAAUACAAUUUAAUGCUAUUAUCUUUAAAAUA
This is a messenger RNA of Glycine soja, 822 nucleotides long. RefSeq names its product sm-like protein LSM3A. The coding region runs from base 167 to 460 and encodes 97 amino acids. NCBI's taxonomy places the organism in Eukaryota, Viridiplantae, Streptophyta, Magnoliopsida, Fabales, Fabaceae. The record is from RefSeq and is a predicted model, not a curated record. Gene Ontology annotation, cellular component: P-body; U4/U6 x U5 tri-snRNP complex; catalytic step 2 spliceosome. The transcript has 3 exons. Gene Ontology annotation, biological process: mRNA splicing, via spliceosome; P-body assembly. Gene Ontology annotation, molecular function: RNA binding.